UGUGUGUGUGCACGCUCUACUUUGAUCAAAAUAGGCUGAAAGUUGAGGCAGGUAGAUUUCCUCACGCGCCCCUUUCUACGUCACGGUGAGGCGUUUGGGAUACAUCUUUAAAUUGAUUAAAGAUAAAAGACAAAAUAACCUCUUCUUCUCUAAGUCAGUCUCGCUCUAUCUGUCACACACACACGCACACACACACACACACAGUAACUCAUACACCCCGCUACCCAUAAGAACAUAUGUUUACCUUUAAUUAAAACGGCCUCAUUUGAAAUCUGGUUUUGCCGCGGAGCGCGUGGGAGGCACUGGCGGCUCCAUCUCAGUGCAGCGCGAGAGGAGAAACGCGCUCGGAGACGUUGGCGCCUUGUCGACGUUUUCCAGCGAGAAUUUCACGCUACAUCAACACAACAACACAACGACUAGGUUCGUUUUACUUCUAGUGUUAGGCUAUUGAUCCUUGGGAGUGCUCGCGGGAGGAUUUGCUGCUUGUUUAGUUUUUUUAUUUUUUUAUAUGUGAAGCGACACAUUCUUGACGGAAUCCCCCUGCUGCUCGUGAGGAAAGAAAAACCUGUUCACCAUCGAACCCCACUGCGGUAACCAGCGCGAGACAACCCCCCCCACCCCCACCCCACCCCCCCCAAAAAAACAAUCGGAUCCAUUCAUGUUGAGGGCAGCGAAAGAGCCCGUGCGCCUGACGGACACCGUGGGGCUUAACGGCUGUGGGAGCGGAUCCUCAACUUGAAAGGAUUUAAAUGGUUUAAACUCGCCUGGCUUCGAGCUCCGGUGAUGGAGAUGUAGGGUGGAUUACUCCAAGCAUGACAAGUGGAAGUUGUGAGCUCGCGAGUUUUGUGAAGGAGGACACUCUAAAGAUGCGCGAGGGAGCGCGCUCUACAUCUAAGGACGUGCCCGUGAAGGAGAAGCAGCCGAUUCCAACGGAUUUACAACAUGUCAAAGCCGCGCGCGAAGCCACCGCCAAGGCUUCCUACACUCCGUGACGAGAAAGGGCUGGAUAAAUUGCGUGAUGGGUGGCGGCGUGGCUAUGCUGCGCGUGCGUCUGCUCUGCGUGUGUGUGUGUGUGUGCGCGUGCGUGUGUGCGUGCCUCGCUGCCCAGCGCCCUGCCGCGCUGCAGGUGGCGGUGAUCCUGGGCCAGACGCGGGCGCGCCCGGGCCCGGGGCGACGGCGGAGCCGGGCUUUGAGCCGGAGCUGUACCCGGGGCGGUUCGCCGUGGGCGACGGGCGCGUGGAGGCCCAUGUGGUGGCCCUGGGCCUGAACCGUACCGACCCGCGGAGCGUCCUCACCGGCCUCUGCGACCUCAUGGGGCGGCAGCCUCUCCACGGCCUCGUGUUCGGAGACGACGGGCACCAGGACGCCCCCCUCGCCCAGCUGCUGGACUUCGUCUCCGCACACACACUCAUGCCCAUCGUGGGCAUCCACGGAGGCUCUGCCAUGACCAUGGCACAGAAGAAUGUGUGA
Molecule: messenger RNA, 1470 nt
Organism: Clupea harengus (Atlantic herring)
Lineage: Eukaryota; Metazoa; Chordata; Actinopteri; Clupeiformes; Clupeidae
Product: glutamate receptor ionotropic, NMDA 2D-like
Exons: 4
Coding region: 943-1470 (175 amino acids)
Source: RefSeq, a predicted model, not a curated record